This is a messenger RNA of Hibiscus syriacus, 871 nucleotides long. Its product is annotated as ESCRT-related protein CHMP1B-like. Gene Ontology annotation, biological process: late endosome to vacuole transport; endosome transport via multivesicular body sorting pathway; protein transport. NCBI's taxonomy places the organism in Eukaryota, Viridiplantae, Streptophyta, Magnoliopsida, Malvales, Malvaceae. The transcript has 2 exons. Bases 85 to 696 code for a protein of 203 amino acids. Gene Ontology annotation, cellular component: ESCRT III complex; multivesicular body. The record is from RefSeq and is a predicted model, not a curated record.
AUCAAUACACACAAAAUCCCCAAAAUUCCUUUAAAUACCUCUCAAAAUCAAAAUUUCUCUGAAAUCAUUCAGAAAAAUCUGGCCAUGGGAAAUACCGAGAAGCUGUUGAACCAGAUCAUGGACCUCAAAUUCACCUCCAAAUCACUGCAACGCCAGGCGAAGAAGUGCGAGAAGGAAGAGAAAUCCGAGAAAUUGAAGGUGAAGAAGGCGAUCGAGAAAGGUAACAUGGACGGUGCUCGGAUCUACGCAGAGAAUGCCAUCCGUAAGCGCACCGAGCAGAUGAACUACCUGCGUCUCGCCUCCCGACUCGAUGCUGUAGUCGCCAGGCUCGAUACCCAGGCUAAGAUGACCACAAUUAACAAGUCCAUGGGUAAUAUCGUCAAGUCUCUUGAAUCUUCCUUAGCCACCGGCAAUUUGCAGAAAAUGUCAGAGACAAUGGAUAAAUUCGAGAAGCAGUUUGUGAAUAUGGAGGUCCAGGCAGAGUUUAUGGAUAGUGCUAUGGCUGGCUCUACUUCAUUGUCCACACCCGAGGGUGAAGUCAACAGCUUGAUGCAGCAAGUGGCUGAUGAUUACGGGUUGGAGGUUUCUGUUGGGUUGCCACAGCCUGCCGCCCAUGCCGUGCCGACCAAGACGCAGGAGAAGGUUGACGAGGACGAUUUGUCAAGGCGACUUGCUGAGCUUAAAGCUAGAGGUUAAAAAAAUGGUGGAAUCCAUUUGAAUGAACUUGUGAUAAAUUGUAAGACUGAUAUUUAGGAUUAUGAUUUAUGCUUAAAGAUCUUGUUGUAUUUGAAUAUAGUACUGAAUUGGGUUCCUCUUUCCAUUGUUACAUGUUGUUCUUGUUUCAUAUAAUUGAUCUGGUGCCUUUAGUGUG